Molecule: messenger RNA, 438 nt
Organism: Ilyonectria robusta
Lineage: Eukaryota; Fungi; Ascomycota; Sordariomycetes; Hypocreales; Nectriaceae
Product: ankyrin repeat-containing domain protein
Exons: 1
Cellular component (GO): cytoplasm; nucleus
Molecular function (GO): protein binding
Source: RefSeq, a predicted model, not a curated record
AUGUCGACGCUUGCCAUCCGAUUCCUUGAUAGAAGCAAUCACGCCUGGAAUGGUUGGAGGGCAUGGUACGAUGAGCAGAAUGCUGGACUUCAGAAACUUGGGACUGAAUCCACCUCACCUGGUCCGCUGUAUUACGCAGUGGAGCUCGAGUUAACAGGUGUAGCGACCAUUUUGGUAAAAGAACAGAGUUGUGACGUGAAUGAUAGAAACGACCUUGGAAGAUCAGCUCUCCACGUUGCAUGCGCAAAGGGGAGCAAAGAAGUUGUGAAAAUACUCCUUGAUGCGAAUGCCGACAUAUCAACUACCGACAAUAAUGAGUGGACGCCAUUGCAUUCAGCAUCACUAAAUGGACACAUCGAGGUGGUCAGGCUGCUUAUCGAGAAGGGUGCUGGCGUCGCAGUUGCUACCAAUGCCGGGUCGACGCCAUUGCAUUUGGCA